ACAGCCACCAGGCCUCCUUUUCUGGCAUCAACAUUCUGGCUUCAACCUUCCCAUCGCCCUAUCACGACACUUCAUCUCUAUCCCCACCUCGGCGAUCAUUUUCAACGCAUCUCAACACCUCCCACCCUACACAAGCUCUCGCUCACCAAAGCUUCUGUCACGCAUCGCGUCAAAAGUGCACCCUCUUCUCCGCUUACCGCCGUUUCUAGCAGGAUCGAAAACACCUCCAAACAAAUAACCAAAAAUAGGCGACGAUAUAUAAAAUGACUGAUUAUAUGGAGACUGGCCACGUCACUGAUGAUCUCAAGCCUGAGUUUGCGGAAUACGAGAAGGCUAACCGUGCUGCUAUCGAGGACCCCGAUGACUUUGAAGCCUGGGAAAAGCUUGUGCGCACCACCGAACAGCUGGAGGGAGGUUUGACUCGCAACAGUUCGCCUCAGGCUAUUGCUGCCACCAGAGGAGUUUUCGAUCGCUUUUUGGCGAGGUUCCCACUGCUCUUUGGGUACUGGAAGAAAUAUGCCGAUCUGGAGUUUAGUAUUGCGGGGACCGAGGCGGCCGAGAUGGUAUGUUGUUUCUUUGCUUUUCCGCUCAGUGCUGCGGACUAUGCUUUCCAUACACGGAUCAAAUAGGGGGGGGGAGGCUGAUGCUUGAGGGGUUUAUUUGUAGGUAUAUGAGCGUGGAGUCGCCAGCAUUACCAACUCUGUCGAUCUAUGGACAAACUAUUGCAAUUUCAAAGUCGAGACUAGCCAUGAUCCCGAUGUUAUCCGAGAGUAAGUCCUCGAUGAUUAAAAACGAUCUCCACCACAGGGGGGAUUAAUAGGAUUUGCUAUUUCCCCUUAUUGCCCCUGUUCACCGCCCCCCCCUCUUUCCCUCUUUCCAUUCUUGCACACCGAUAUGCCCGGUUGCGAACAAAGUCAGAGUCAAUUGGUGAGCUGUUGCAACCCAGCUAUAUUCUCUCGAUUUGAGAUCUCACAUAAUCUCAGAAUCACGUUUCAUGCCCCUUACCUUGCCUUUGCGUACCGAAAUAUAUAGCUCGAAGCGAUGAUUUGGUGGAUAUUAAAGAACUAAUAUUUUCCCGUAUUUACUCAUCUCUUGUUUUUGACAAAGUUUCACUCUACACCCACUGCAAAGUCGUUUACUGAUCCUUACUUUGCAGGCUGUUUGAACGUGGCGCGAAUUCGGUCGGCUUGGACUUUCUUGCUCAUCCCUUUUGGGACAAGUACAUUGAAUUCGAAGAACGAUUGGAAUGCGAGGACAAAAUAGUUGCCAUUCUGGACCGUGUCAUCCAUAUUCCUAUGCACCAGUAUGCUCGCUAUUUCGAACGUUUCCGCCAGCUAGCCCAGACCCGUCCCCUCGAGGAGUUGCUACCCUCAGACACCCUGGCCCAGUUUAGGCAGGAGGUAAUGGCAGAACCCCCCGCCGCUGUUCAGGCCGGCCAACAGCAAAUUAAGAUGGAACGUGGGGAAUUGGAAAUUGAGAGGGAGAUGAGGGUUAGGAUUGAUAAUUUCCACUUGGAAAUAUUUUCCCGAACACAGACGGAGACAACCAAGAGGUGGACCUACGAAUCCGAAAUCAAACGCCCGUACUUCCAUGUCAAUGAACUGGAUGAGCCCCAAUUGGUUAAUUGGCGGAAAUAUCUGGAUUUUGAAGAGGUGGAGGGUGAUUUCACGAGAACGCAAUUUCUCUACGAGCGUUGCCUUGUUACCGCCGCAUUCUAUGAUGAAUUCUGGUAUCGUUAUGCAAGAUGGAUGUCCGCCCAGGAUGGGAAAGAGGAAGAGAUCAGAAACAUUUACCAGAGGGCUAGCAUGGCUUUCGUACCCAUUACGUAUGUAUUGCCUGUACUUGUAUCAUCUUGCUCGCAUUGUGCUACUGUGCUGACCUCUCCCAGCCGGCCGGGUAUUCGAAUCCAAUACGCCCAUUUCGAGGAAUCCCAAGGCAGAGUCGACAUGGCAAGAGCAGUCUUGGAAUCCAUCCUUGAACAGCGUAAGAACUAGCCCCUUUUCCUACUUGGGUAUGACUAACCAUCUCUAGUACCCGGACACAUUGAGACAAUUGUAGCCUGGGCGAACCUCGAGCGCAGACAGGGCGGACUUGAUGCUGCAAUUGCUAUCUACCGAGCCCAGAUUGAAAGCAACAAAUGUGACAUCUACGCAAAGGGCGCUCUCACUGCAGAAUGGGCCCGUCUUCUGUGGAAAAUCAAGGGUAGUGUUGAUGAGGCGCGCCAAGUUUACCAGAAAAAUCAUCAUUGGUACCUUGAUAGCAGGUAUUUCUGGAUCAACUACUUACAGUUUGAGAUGGAGCAGCCAACGAGUGCCGAGGCAGAGCAGCAGAAUCACGAUAGGAUCCGCCAAGUAGUUGAUGAUAUCCGCAAGAAGAGUCAUCUUCCGCCAAUCACCAUCAAGGAUUUAACGCACUUCUACAUGGUAUAUCUGUUGGAGCGCGGCGGUAAGGAUGCUGCUAAGGAAUACAUGGUAUUAGAUCGUGAGGUCAAUGGGCAAGUCAAAUAAUUUCUCCCUUCUUAAACCCCUCCCUUGUCCCCCCCCCUCCUCUCCCCCUUCACCCAGCGCCUCACAGGACAGGUUUUAUGACUUCAAUUCGUCACUUCAUCCGCGACGAAGCCUAAUGGGCUUGCCCCAUCGGGCACCGAAUUAACUUCUAACUGAACAAAUCAUCCCUCUCCUCCCCUUCCCCCCGUGUCGGUUUGAUAUGCCCUUCUGACCUAGCAAUCCCCUGUAAACCUUAUCCCAUUUGUUGUGUUAUAAUUCCUUUCCCAGCUAGCUUGCGUUAUUUCUUCCCAUGUAUCCCUUUACACUAGUAUGCUCACCUACUCAUUUCUCCUUCCUUCCUAUCCACCCUCAUAUGUUUUCUUUGCUAAUGUUGUCGCUUUCCGUAGACCUUUUUCCGUUCAAUCCGUGAAUAAAUCGAAGUUAGCCGAGGACGGUAAAGAGUCCACGACUGACCGUCGUCUCAUGAUGGAGAAUGGCCACCCCGGUGUUGAAAUUGAUGAGGCUGCCAUCCGUAGGGGUGAAAAUCCUUAUACCAAGUACUUCCAACAACAGGGGGAACAGCCACAGACUACUCCAGCACAGGUAUGGUUUUCCCCAGAAAAAAUUUGAGUUCUCUUGAGCCAUGCUAAAGGCCUGUGUUUGUUAUUUUCUAGGUAGAUCUAACAUUCAGAGGAUAGCCCUAUUAGUCUGCAAAGCCAGAAAACAGAAAUUCGCCGUGAUUUUCCCUUUUUCCCCUUUUUCCCUUUUUAGUUUUCUUGAUCGUCCCCAUCUCACGCUUGGGGACAAACUUAAUGACCAAAACCCAAAAAUCUUUCACCUUUUCCACAAGCCUCUCCGCCACGACAAUUUGCUCUUUGUAUCCCUAGUCUUUUGUCUGUAGUUAUACUUUGUCCAGGCUCUCUUCCUUGUUUUUUUUUUUUACACUCUCCACUUAGUCAGGAGUCGGUUACGUUUGCACAGACGGGAUCCCCGCAGGGUGGUGGAAGUUAUAUUCUAGUCUGUCUGGUCUACUCGCUUGACAUAGCUUAGUCUAGUUAUAUUAUAUAUUUUCCUUCUCUCCCUGCACCCUUGCUUUUCCUAUUCUCGGUCCAAAUGAAUGAAUGAAUGAAAGCAUCUGAUCCAGGUUCAUGGUCUGUCACUCUUGUCUUGGCGGUGUGAAGCGAUAUUGUGUUGUGUGA
This is a messenger RNA of Tuber aestivum (summer truffle), 3685 nucleotides long. Lineage: Eukaryota; Fungi; Ascomycota; Pezizomycetes; Pezizales; Tuberaceae. The record is from the annotation of a GenBank genome assembly.